Molecule: messenger RNA, 1789 nt
Organism: Neltuma alba
Lineage: Eukaryota; Viridiplantae; Streptophyta; Magnoliopsida; Fabales; Fabaceae
Product: calcium and calcium/calmodulin-dependent serine/threonine-protein kinase-like
Exons: 7
Coding region: 72-1646 (524 amino acids)
Biological process (GO): protein phosphorylation
Molecular function (GO): protein kinase activity; calcium ion binding; ATP binding
Source: RefSeq, a predicted model, not a curated record
UUCUCUUCUGGUUCCUUCCUUUCUUCUCCCUGCAAUUUCUUUCUGAGGCUUCAAGAGCACCAACCGUUAUCAUGGGGAUGGAAACCAGAAAGCUGUCAGAUGAAUAUGAAGUUUCAGAGAUCUUAGGAAGAGGAGGAUUUUCUGUUGUCAGAAAAGGCAUUAAAAUAUCAGGCAGUGAAAAAACCCAGGUAGCCAUAAAAACACUCAGAAGAGUAGGUACAUCUUCUGAUCCUUUUGGAUUUCCAAAAACUCAGAAAGGUAAUAAGACUAGCAUAGCUGCCAUGGCCAUGGGGUUCCCAACAUGGAGACAAGUUUCAAUAUCAGAUGCUUUACUCACCAAUGAGAUCUUGGUCAUGAGGAAGAUAGUAGAGAACGUUUCACCUCAUCCAAAUGUGAUUGACCUCUAUGAUGUUUUUGAGGACUCAAAUGGAGUUCAUCUUGUUCUUGAGCUUUGUUCAGGCGGCGAGCUGUUUGAUCGGAUUGUGGCUCAAGAGAAGUACUCAGAAGCAGAAGCUGCAGCUGUAAUUCAUCAGAUUGCAGGAGGACUGGAGGCUAUUCACAAAGCAAAUAUUGUGCACAGGGACCUGAAGCCUGAGAAUUGCUUGUUCCUGGACAGUAGAAAGGAUUCUCCUCUGAAGAUCAUGGACUUUGGGUUGAGUUCUGUGGAGGAAUUUACUGACCCAGUUGUUGGUUUGUUUGGAUCCAUUGAUUAUGUUUCACCAGAGGCUCUUUCUCAAGGAAAGAUUACUAAUAAGAGUGACAUGUGGUCUGUGGGAGUGAUUCUUUAUAUCUUACUCUCUGGGUAUCCGCCUUUCAUCGCUCAGUCCAAUCGCCAAAAGCAACAAAUGAUCAUGACUGGGAGUUUCAGUUUCUAUGAGAAGACUUGGAAGACCAUUUCCUCAUCAGCAAAGCAUUUGAUUUCAAGUCUCCUAGCCGUUGAUCCUCAUAAGAGACCUAGUGCUCUGGAGCUUCUCACUCAUCCAUGGGUCAGAGGAGAAAUAGCUAAAGGUGACCAGAUGGAUCCUGAGAUUGUUGACAGAUUGCAAAAAUUUAAUGCUCGCCGCAAACUCCGUGCUGCUGCAAUUGCUAGUUUAUGGAGCAGUACAGUAUUCUUGAGAAUUAAAAAUUUGAAAUCCUUGUUGGGAACCUAUGAUCUUACACAAGAGGAAAUUGAAAAUCUCAAGAUACACUUCAAGAAAAUUUGUGCAGAUAGAGACCAUGCCACUCUCCCAGAAUUUGAGGAGGUGCUAAAAGCAAUGAAUAUGCCAUCACUCAUCCCUCUGGCACCACGCAUAUUUGACAUAUUUGACAACAAUCAAGAUGGAACAGUUGACAUGCGUGAAAUACUCUGUGGAUUUUCCAGCCUUAAGAAUUCAAAGGGUGAUGAUGCUCUCCGUCUCUGCUUCCAGAUGUAUGACGCAGACCGAUCCGGGUGCAUUACCAAGGAAGAAGUAGCAUCCAUGCUAACGGCUUUGCCAGAUGAUUGCCUGCCAGCUGACAUCUUCGAACCAGGCAAAUUAGAUGAGAUAUUUGACCUCAUGGAUGCCAACAGUGACGGAAAAGUCACCUUUGAAGAAUUCAAAGCUGCCAUGCAGAGAGACAGCUCUCUGCAGGACGUAGUCCUUUCCUCUCUCCGCCCAUCGUAGUUUCCCCUACAAUCAUGUUCUGCUUUUGUAAUACUUUACAGUAAACUAGUUCUUAUAUUUAGAACGGAAGAUAGAAGCUUUCUUUAGAUUUCAUAGCGUAGGAGCAAACAAAGUCGACUGCUAAACUAGGAGAAUUCGUGCCA